CAGUGCCACUAAGUAUGGCAGCUCCAUUCGUUUAUCUGCGAAGAAAAAUACAAAAUAAAAACUAAAAUGAAUAAAAUAAGGCAGGAAUAAGUGCAAUAAUCACCAGACAAAGGGAGCUUAACACUGCAAUACACCAUGGGUUCAAAGGAGACGAUGAUAGUGUUUGUCUACGACACAGAGUGUUUGAUGGACGAGGCGGAUGAUCCCAUAUCGGCGGUUCUAUACUUCCACCCCAGUUGGGUUUCCGACUCCCAAAAAGUGGCUCUGUGCGGCCAACUUAUGGGCACAUCGUACUUUCUCAAGGAUUGUUUCUUUAAUCCGCGCAUCCUUUCCCUGCAGAAUGGCAAGUUUGUGCUCAAGGAGUUCGGACGUUUUAUUUUGGCAAUUGGCACUGAUCGAAAUAUUGGAGAUCAACUGUUGGAGCAUCGUGCUGAUAUGCUUAGUGCCCUGCUCAAGUUUUUCCACCGUGAUAUGCAGACUCUGUAUGCUCAGUAUGCUGUCCAGAACCGCCGGAAUCUCAGCGAGAAGCUCUACCACAUUUUCGAGACAUAUCUGCCGUUGCUGCAGCGAAAUGGAAGUACUUUCCAUAACGUGCCCAGAUUGCGCAUGCCGAAGACUGCUAGCCAUAUUUUCCUGGAGGCCAUACAGACGUUGCAGAGCUGUCAGCAAACUAAGGGGAUCCUCGGCGGAGCAAUUCUCUAUCACAACAAGGUGGUGGCCUCUCAACUGAGCGAUAUGGUGACCAAGCACUUGGUGCUCACCGAUCCUCUCCACAUUCGCACAGCCGCCGAGCAAGUGUCAACCAACUAUGAGUUCCACAUUCCCAACGGCGUCCAGAUGCUCGUGGUCUACCUGGAGCACAUGCAGUACCGCCAGUUGGUGGGCGAGGCACAGCGUGCCCAGAACCUGCAAAUGGGCACGGCACCGCUUUCCCAGAACGGAAUGCCCUUUCAGUAUGCCAAGCGCAAGAUGAAGCGGGACAAGUCGCUAAUCUUCACCCACAUUCCCGAGGAGGAGCAUGCGUCGGAGGAGCAGCAGCAGAAGCAGACUGGAGCGGCGGAAUUGCCACCAGCCAGACCCAAGUCCAUGCGACCCACUCAUCUGCCGCUGCGUAUAAAGAACUUGCAGAGCAAGGAGCUCCCGGAGUCUGGCAUUGCAUCCAUUAACUUCGACGAAACGGAUUCCUAUCCCCAGUUCAUUGGACGCACCAGCGUUUGCAACACCCCCAUGACCGAGAACAAGGUUCUGCCGGUGGCCAAUGUUAUGUCCAUUUGCGCCAACCCCGAAGACGAGGGCAAAGAGGAGGAUGUCCACAAUUCCAAUGGCAAGGCGCAGUCGCGACGAAAUUCCCUGAAAAUGGAUGUUGAGAAAUUCUUCCAAAACUUCAUCAGCAAUCCGAACAAGCAGCUCACGCGGCGCAAGUCAUCGGCGGAUCUGCAGGAUGCUCUGCGAGCCAUUUCCAAAAAGCUCAACAACUUCACACACAACUUUAAGACCGAUGUCAACAGGAAUGGAAGCGGUGAUGGAGAUGCCUCCUCCGGCUCUCCUGAUUUUAUCGAGAACGACGAGAAGAUCACGUCCCGCACCAUCAGCGAUCCCACCUAUCCGGUGUUUAAUACAAAUGGUCAGCAGAUCUCGCGCAGCCUGUUCCAGCAGUUCCUCGAUCAGUACCGCAAGCUGUGGGGCGUGGCCAGCGAGCAGGCUCACGAGGAUGCGGAGCUCGCCGCUCUGGUAGCCGAGUUUCAGGAGUUCAACGCCGAGAUCCAGAAGCUGGACGAGCACAUGCGGCAGCAGGCUGCGGAGGCAUCCUCGGCCGACCGGAAUCUCAACAUUUCUGCUGCCAAAACGCCGCUGGAUAAACGAUCGAUGACGCUUCCCCUGAAAUCUGCAGGGGAAUCUACUUUCGGGGAGCGAGCAUCCGGACGCAGUGGAGCAGGAGGAGUGCCACUUACACCGCUGAUGGCCAAACUAUCGGUGCUGGCCUUGAGCGAAGCUACCCCCAUCGAGAUACAAACUCCGCUGACCAGCAGUAAGGUUUUCCCACGCCGCAGUUCCCUGAAGUGCGAGGAUGCAGUGGAUGCCUUGUCCGUUUUGUCCUCUGCUCCUGUUCAGCCUCCAGGUCCCAUUCAACCGGAUGGCUUGCAGCGAACGGAGCUCUACAUUUGUGGACAGCAGAAUAUGACAUUGUUGCUGCUCAUGGAGGUAGGAACUUGCCAACAGCAACAGGUGGUGCAGAAGAUGUUUGACAUAUGUGUGGCCAAGUUUCCGCACAUGGAAUCUCAACUGAAUCAGACACUCAAUGUAAAUGUGGAUGGCGAUAACCGCGAUGGCAGCAAUUAUAGCUUCAUGUGCGUCGACUCCAAGUGGGAUGUCUUGCAGCGAAACGGACCAUGGAAUCCCUUAGAGCUGAACAUCCUUGAAAGCAUGCACUCGAUACAUUCCAGUGGUCAUCAUCUUACCGAUUUGUUUUUGAGAUCUCACGACUCGGUGUAUUAUGGCCACAAGAACGGUAGGACCGAGUUCUUCUACAAGGAGCCCACCCACCAAAUUACUGGCAUUCCACCGCCCUCGGAUCCCAUUGGCAAUAUACAGAUGCGCGCCAAGUCGCGACUGGAACGUGAUCAUUCCUACAUGCUGUUCUAGGCUGUAAAGUGGAUCGUAUAUUUAUAGACAUAUUGAAUACUCGCAUGCUUAGCCAAAAACGGAAAAUGUUAACGGGGGACCAGAUAGUCUGGGUCCCCGGGAAAUAGCCAACUUUAUGCCAUCCGCUGUUGUUUACUUUGCGAUCUCUGGCUGGUUUCUACACGAGUCCUCAGUAGUGGUUAGGAUAAUGUUUCCAUAUCAUAUACAACAGAAACAAGGGAACUCAAUUUUAAACUAUCUAAAUUUUACUUUGACUUUUUAUACAAAAAUUUACAAGAAGCAUUAGCUGAUCGUCCUAACCACAUUUCCAUGGGCUCGCGUAGGAAACAAAAAGAACUUUAGACGUACCGCUCUCAGCCAGCGAAUUAUUUUGCCUUGUUUUAUCAUUCACUUGAUUGAUGUAAAGUACAAAAAUGUUUUAAGCUUUGUUUACAAUGUCCAGCACUGUUGUUUAAUUUAUAAGCUUGUAACCUAUACACUUAUUUUAAUUCAUUUGCAUUUGCUUUGACAGAAGAGAUGCUAAGUUUUGCACUGAUUUCGAAGGCCAAAGAAAUGAAAUCGACGGAUUUUAAUUGUAAAUAUAAAACAAAAUUAGAUUCAUUUAGAUGGAAUUACUUGUAACUUAACUUAAACUUCACACAGAUACCGUUCUGUUCCAAUGCAAACAUUUACUUAUCCUAGCUGAUUCCCAUUAUAAAAUAUUAAGCGCUUUGUGCCAAGUUAAAUGCAGGUCGAAUGCUAAUAACCGUCGAAUGUGAAGGAACGUGGGAACGCAAGUUUAUAACCGAAUAAAACAGUCUAAGCAGUGCAAUGGUGGGAAAACCAACAACUAUUUUGAGAGUUUUGCGUUGACUUAGCUUAAAUAUACAUGCAUACAUAAAUACCUAAAUAAUAUUAUUUAUAUAUAAAUAUUCAUAUAUGAUACAAAGACCGGUAUUGUUUUUGUAGAUUUUCAAAAAUAAACCAGCAAACCGUUGUCUGUGUUUGAGAAAUA
Drosophila ficusphila is the source of this 3637-nucleotide messenger RNA. RefSeq lists its product as uncharacterized. The transcript has 7 exons. Lineage: Eukaryota; Metazoa; Arthropoda; Insecta; Diptera; Drosophilidae. The coding region runs from base 136 to 2643 and encodes 835 amino acids. Gene Ontology annotation, biological process: vesicle-mediated transport. The record is from RefSeq and is a predicted model, not a curated record.